CAUCUGACCAGCAGCACGUUUAUCUAUCUCGCCGGCUCAACACUCACCCGAGAAAUGAGGCAAGUCCUGAUUUUGAGAAACACCGCGGCAGGACACUGAAGAGCGGACGCCAGUUAAAGUCGAGAAAGGACGCUGUCUGCACGCACCCGCAGUUCAUCAUGAGGGAAAUCGUUCACAUCCAGGCUGGCCAGUGCGGAAAUCAGAUUGGGGCCAAGUUCUGGGAGGUGAUAAGUGACGAACAUGGCAUCGAUCCAACCGGUAGUUACCAAGGUGACAGUGAGCUGCAGUUGGAGAGGAUAAAUGUCUACUACAAUGAGGCAUCAGGCAGCAAAUUUGUGCCCCGAGCCAUUCUGGUGGACCUGGAACCAGGAACCAUGGAUUCAGUUCGCUCUGGUCCAUUUGGGCAGCUAUUCAGGCCUGACAACUUUGUUUUCGGUCAAAGUGGAGCAGGAAAUAACUGGGCUAAAGGUCACUACACCGAAGGAGCUGAGCUGGUGGACUCUGUGCUAGAUGUGGUGAGAAAGGAGUCCGAAAACUGCGACUGCCUUCAGGGCUUUCAGCUCACCCACUCCCUGGGUGGAGGCACAGGUUCAGGAAUGGGCACACUGCUCAUCAGCAAAAUCCGUGAGGAGUAUCCUGAUCGCAUUAUGAACACCUUCAGUGUCAUGCCUUCCCCGAAAGUGUCUGACACUGUGGUGGAGCCCUACAAUGCCACUCUCUCUGUACACCAGCUAGUGGAAAAUACAGAUGAGACCUUUAGCAUUGAUAACGAAGCUUUGUAUGAUAUCUGCUUCCGCACUUUAAAGCUAACCACACCCACCUAUGGAGAUCUUAACCACCUGGUAUCAGCCACCAUGAGUGGUGUGACAACGUGUCUCCGCUUCCCUGGACAGCUCAACGCUGACCUCCGUAAGCUAGCUGUCAACAUGGUGCCCUUCCCCCGCUUGCAUUUCUUCAUGCCGGGCUUUGCACCUCUGACAAGCAGGGGCAGUCAGCAGUAUCGUGCCCUCUCUGUGCCAGAGCUCACACAGCAAAUGUUCGAUGCCAAGAACAUGAUGGCAGCGUGUGACCCCCGUCACGGACGCUACCUCACCGUGGCAGCCAUCUUCCGUGGCCGUAUGUCAAUGAAAGAAGUGGAUGAGCAGAUGCUGAGCGUGCAAAACAAAAACAGCAGCUACUUUGUGGAAUGGAUUCCAAAUAAUGUCAAGACUGCUGUUUGCGACAUUCCGCCCCGUGGCCUCAAGAUGUCCGCCACCUUCAUUGGCAACAGCACCGCCAUCCAGGAGCUGUUCAGGAGGAUCUCAGAGCAGUUCACCGCCAUGUUCCGCCGCAAGGCUUUCCUCCACUGGUACACAGGGGAGGGAAUGGAUGAGAUGGAGUUCACUGAGGCCGAGAGCAACAUGAAUGACCUUGUGUCUGAGUAUCAGCAGUACCAGGAUGCCACCGCUGAUGAAAUGGGUGAAUACGAAGAAGAUGAAAUGGAGGAUGACGAAGAAGUCCGCCAUGAUGCUCACCACUGAUUCUAAAACACAACGAGCCAGUUCCUAAUAAUAACAGCUGUUGGAGUGCAAUGAGACCACAAGAUGUACGCUAGGGAUGCUGAUUUCAAUAAAUGUUGUGGUGUGCAGAUAAUGGUCAACUAUAGUUGUUUAGCCUAUAUUGCGCUGAAUAUAAAUAUAGCCUUUACUGACAACGACAGUGAAUGGUGUUAGAAUCUGAAGUUAUCCGAGUUAUGCUAUGUCAGUGUCAACAAGCAAGUACAGUUUUGUAACAAUAACGCAAACGUGCAUUCUUUUCCUCAUGUCUCUAAUAAAAGAU
Messenger RNA from Pelmatolapia mariae (spotted tilapia), 1818 nucleotides. Its product is annotated as tubulin beta-2A chain-like. Gene Ontology annotation, cellular component: cytoplasm; microtubule. The coding region runs from base 159 to 1520 and encodes 453 amino acids. The transcript is spliced from 4 exons. Gene Ontology annotation, biological process: mitotic cell cycle; microtubule cytoskeleton organization. The record is from RefSeq and is a predicted model, not a curated record. Gene Ontology annotation, molecular function: GTPase activity; GTP binding; structural constituent of cytoskeleton. Lineage: Eukaryota; Metazoa; Chordata; Actinopteri; Cichliformes; Cichlidae.